GAGAGACCGUCAACUGGAGCCAACAACAGCUAAACUAAACUCUCUCUGCUUCGUGAUGUCCCACCUCGCCGCGCCCGCCUCCCCGCCGCCGGCGCCAAACCCUAGCCCCGACGCCGGCGAGGAUCCCUCCUGCUCCUCGCCGCCGCCGACCGAGAGGGCACGAAGGAGCGCGGUGGUGGUGGUCAUGGGCGCGACGGGCGCCGGCAAGUCUCGGCUGGCCGUCGACCUCGCCGCCCACUUCCCCGGCGUCGAGGUGGUCAGCGCCGACUCCAUGCAGGUUUACCGCGGCCUCGACGUACUCACCAACAAGGUCCCCCUCCACGAGCAGAAUGGUGUUCCUCACCAUCUCCUUAGCAUCAUCGACCCCUCCGUGGAGUUCACUUGCCGUGAUUUUCGUGAUCACGCUGUGCCGAUUAUAGAUGACAUAUUGGGUCGCGGUGGCCUCCCUGUCAUUGUUGGCGGUACAAACUUCUACAUACAGGCUCUUGUUAGCCCAUUCCUCUUUGAUGAUAUGGCAGAAGAGACGAAGGGUUGCACUUCGAGUGACCACCUAGAUGAUAUAGGGCUCGCUGAUGAUAACCAGGGCAAUGGGUGCUACGAACGCUUGAAGGACAUUGAUCCUAUUGCGGCCCAAAGGAUCCACCCAAACAACCAUCGAAAAAUAAAGCGUUACCUUGAGCUACAUGCAACCACAGGUGCUCUACCAAGUGAUCUUUUCCAAGGAGAGACUGCAGAGGAGAAGUGGGGCCGACCUAGUAACUCCAAGUAUGAGUGUUGUUUCUUGUGGGUGGAUGCUGAUCUCCAUGUUCUGGAUAAUUAUGUUAAUGAAAGGGUCGAUUGCAUGGUUAAUGCUGGCCUGCUAGACGAAGUGUGCAAUAUAUAUGAUCCAGAUGCUAUUUAUACCCAAGGGUUGCGGCAGGCUAUUGGAGUUCGUGAAUUUGACGAGUUCUUCAGAUUGUAUUUAACAAAAAUAGUAACUGAUAAGAUAAAACUUGGUUGUUCAUCUAUAACUAAACUAGAUGUCGGUGAUGAUAAGCUGGAGAGCUUGUUGGAUGAAGCAGUCUGUCAGCUAAAAGCAAACACACGUAGACUUGUUCGACGCCAAAGACGAAGGCUGCACCGGCUGAAUAAAGACUUUGGGUGGAAUUUGCAUCACAUUGAUGCAACAGAAGCAUUCCAAUGUAAGCCCGUCUGCACCACUGGUGAUUCAUGGCACAACAAGGUUGUAAAGCCUUGUGAGGAUAUUGUCAAAAGAUUCCUGUCUGGCGAUACAACUUUGGCGAGCGAAGAUUCUUCCAGCAAUAUUGGAGGAACUAGGGCGGCUUCAAGAGAGUUGUGGACUCAGUAUGUCUGCGAGGUGAUUGUGGUCAUUGCUUAUUAUGAGAGCCUGUGACAACCGGGUCCUUCGAGGGGCACACGAGUGGGAGCAGCACAAGCAAGGCCGAGGCCAUCGGAAAAGAAUGCAGCGCUUGAAGCAGAAGACAAAGAUCAUAAUUGCAUAAGCAUUCGGUGUAAUUUUGGCAUAGAUGAAGGAAAUGCGACCUUCCUGCACAAAAUUGGAACUUGCAAGCCAUUGUUUGUUUUCAAAUUUAUUUAGGUUGGUUUUCUGGCAUAGGGAGGGAUUGAGCUGCAAAAGGUGUUUUUGCGUAUGUUUCGAAAAAAUGUUUUUUGUAUGCUACUCCCUCCCUCCGUUCCUAAAUAUAAGAUACUUUAGCUUUGUCUUAUGUUGACUAAGUAUAUACUCCUUUCGUCCGGAAAUAAUUCGUCCGGAAACAACUGACUUGGAUUUGUAUAAGAAUGAUAAGAAUUCCGGA
Molecule: messenger RNA, 1814 nt
Organism: Brachypodium distachyon (stiff brome)
Lineage: Eukaryota; Viridiplantae; Streptophyta; Magnoliopsida; Poales; Poaceae
Product: tRNA dimethylallyltransferase 2
Exons: 10
Coding region: 56-1393 (445 amino acids)
Biological process (GO): tRNA modification
Cellular component (GO): mitochondrion
Molecular function (GO): tRNA dimethylallyltransferase activity
Source: RefSeq, a predicted model, not a curated record